CGGGUAGCGGCCCGCUCCCGGAGGGGGCGGCGUGGGGAGAAACCCGCCGCGCGUCUGCAAAGGCAGGGGGCGCCUCGCGGGCCUACGGGCCGGCCACUGAGCCAGCAGAGGGAGACCCACCAGAGGACGGGCCUGGGCCUUUCGGACAGACCCCUGGCGGCGGCAGCAGCGCCCCGCGAGGUGGUGUGCAAGGAGGGGGUGCGAGGCCGGGUGCUGGUGUCUCUCUAGCUCACUUGGAAUAGUUAAUUCCUAUUACCUCCCCUCGGGACGUGACCUGUUCAGUGACCUCAUGUGGCACGCUCUCCCCACCGGACACUUACAAUUUGCAAAUCCCCCCCCCCCCCCUUGGCAUCACACACCAGAACGUGUUUCCCACUAGCGUAGGUGAACCUGACGGGGCAUUAGAACUGGCUGCACAGUCAGUGCUGUUAGUCUGAGUGUGGUAAGCUCAAGAUGUGUAUGACUGCAUAUUACACUGAUUGUAAGAUGUAGCUCCUCUGUUUUGUUUUCACCAAAUAUUUGUUUCGAAAGAUUUCAGAAAAAGGAAACUCAGGUGGAAGCAGUAGCAAUAGAUUCAUAUGUGUUAGGACUAUUUUAGAAGUAAUUUUUUUGCCAUUUCCUAGUUGGUACUGUAAAAGUGUUGGUUAAACCCUGGAUAAUUCUUGGAGUUUAGCAAUGUUGUGUUCUUUGGAGAGUUGUUUAAAAAAAAAAAUCUUGGUUUACUUGGCAAUGUUAAGUGGACCAGUAUUUUGUAUUUAAUUCUCAGUUCUGCUCCACCAGCUACAAAAACAAAUAGAAGUCUACCGUCUGCUUAUUUUUCUUUUUUAGAUGUGCUGGAGUGUGCAGCUAUGAAGGAAGAGGUGGGAUGUGUUCCAUCCGCCUUAGUGAGCCACUCUUAAAGCUAAGACCAAGAAAGGAUCUUGUAGAGACACUCUUGCAUGAAAUGAUUCAUGCCCUAUUAUUUGUCACUAACAAUGACAAAGACCAUGAAUCCCAUGGGCCAGAGUUUUGCAAACACAUGCGUCGUAUCAAUCGCCUGACUGGAGCCAAUGUUACAAUCUAUCACAACUUUCAUAAUGAGGUGGAUUCAUAUCGCCAACACUGGUGGCGCUGUAAUGGUCCAUGUCAGAGUAGAAAACCUUAUUAUGGAUAUGUGAAACGCGCAAUGAAUAGGGCACCUUCUGCGCGAGACUUCUGGUGGUCUGACCACCAACAGACCUGUGGAGGAACGUUCUCAAAAGUAAAGGAGCCAGAGAACUAUUCUAAAAGAGGCAAGGAAAAAACCCAGAUAGGAAAGCUUUCAAACUCUGAGCCAUCUAAUUCCAAAGGAAGGAUACGUGGAGGUGAUAUACAAAGCCUAAUUCCUUUUAGUGGAAAAGGAUAUCAGCUUGGAGGAGCAGGCCUUUGGUCUUCUGAGAGACACAAAAGUUCCAACAGUAUUAAGGGCAGAGAAAUACCAAGUCCACAAUGUUAUUCAGCAGCUGGAACCGCAAGAUCAGUUCCUAAAAAUGAACUAAAAUUUGAACCAAACACAUUCAGUACCAGCAUUUCCCAUCCAGUUUUUACUGAUUGCUCCAAUCAUAAAAACAGCUUUGCUUUGAACCACAAGUUUCCUAAAGUAUCUGUCGCUAAUACAAAAGCUUACAGGAAUGUUGAUGGGUCGCCUGUUAAAAUUUCUCCUGUUAAUGGAGGAAAUUUGAACCAAAGUCCUACAAAUGCCAAGUCGGUUUUUCCAUCUUUUAAUGAGACACCAAAACAAACUUCCUUUGAACAAGCUGAGACAACUCUAAGAUCCCGGGUUUCAUCCCAGGGAAAUAGCAGCUUUGAAAGUGGUGGUAUACCACAGAAACGGCCGAAAACGGAAGACAAAUCUGCCUUUGUAAACUACUUUAUAAAGAGAGAGAGUACUGAUUGCACUUCUAGAACUAACACUCUUAUAAAAAACAAUGAACUAACAGUGUCCUCUGAAAGUUGUAUUUCUGCUAUUAGUCAGGAUAAAAAAGUUAGUUGUCCCGUUUGCCAGACCGAGGUUUUGGAGGCCAAAAUAAAUGAACACCUAGACUCGUGUCUGAUGUAACCUUUGAAAUGCAAUAUCACAAUUAAGUACUAAGAAUUGUUUGAGAUCUUCAAAUUACAUUGCUCAGGAUUUAUCCAAUUAUGAUCGUUGUGUGCCUGUACCCUGGCCUGUAUUGUCCAAGCUGGAAACUUUCCUAUAUGUGUAAAGUGGAGUCUGAAUUUCAGCAUGAAGGGAGGGCAGUUCUGAUAUUUUUUUUUUUUUUUUUUUGAGUUGCAUGUUAGGAUCGUGCAUGUUACUCUCAUGGUGCUUGUGUCCCAAAGAGCCUAAAGGUAUAUAUGUACACUACUAAGCCUACAUCAGCAAAUUAUGCCAGCACAGGUGACAGAAGGAGGAAUUCUGUUGGUGUGGGAACAGCGCCUCCCUGAACGAUAUUAGCUGUGCCAACAGAAGCCCUCUUCUGUCCAUAUAGCUGUCGUCUGUGCUGGUAGUGUAGUUGGAAUAAGUGUGUUGCUAUGAGGUAUGGUUUUUCUACACCCCGACCAACAUAGCUAUGUCGAUAUAAAUUUUGAAGUGUAGACCAGGCCAAAUACACUCCUGAUUUUAGUAAGUGCAAUUGUGGUUGGGUCACAUUUUUACUGCAGAACCUAAGAAAGUCUUUUCCCAUGGUAACACUUAUUAGAUGAUUUCUAAAAGCAACUUAACGUUUUAACCAUGUUUUGUCUUUUUGUACUUUUUCCUCGGUCCCCAAAAUGUUCUUUAACUCAUCCCUGGUCACCUUUAAAUUUAAUUUCUAAAUUUUCCCCUUCCACAUACACUGAUGCCAACUUAUCAGUUUACCACAAUGAAAAUGUGUUAAAUAGUGGGCAUUUUUUUAUAUAUAUUCUUAUAACACCAAAUAUUGUGUUUAGGCCACAGCUACCGACUCUCCAGAGAUCAGUUUCGCCCAAAACUUUUUAAAGGGCAGGUAGGAAUGAGGGUGGAAUUAGAUUUAAAUUAUGGCUGUGUCCACACUGCCAGCGAGGGGUGUGAUUCCCCUGCUCAUGUACACAUACUCUGGCUCUUUUCAAUACAUAUUCACUGAUUUCAGGUGGGUAUGCACUCAGCUCAGCCAUAUCUCUGCUGCUGCUACCGGUGUUGCUGCUGCUACAUUGCUAUUUAUAUUUGCACUAGCUGGAUGAGAGUGCAAGUAUAUAUAAACAACCAGGGGAAUCACACCUCUCGCUGGCAGUGUAGACAUAGUUUAAGUCUUCAGCAAAAAUGGGGAGUAGCUUAGAAGUUUAAAAAAAAAAUACUGUGUCUGUUUUAGCAUAAUCUUGAGUAAGUGGAGAGCAUGGGUAGAAAAUUAGUGAUAUGGGAGGGAUUCUAGAUACUUAACAUUGCUUGAUGCAUUUGAUGGAGCAUUAGGCCGUAGACUUAAGGCCGUAUUAGAGAUACAUACUGGGUUUUGAAGCAUUGGUUAAGAGGGACAGAAAUAGGAGCUGAGGAAUUUAAACAUCCUUAUAGCAUUAAGGCAUAAGAUGGGUUAAUUUUUGUUUGGCCGCUUUCGUGUAUUUGACCCCUCAAGGCUAAAAGCACCAAGAGUAAAAAUAGGGCUCAGUGCAAGUAGCAAAACUAGAAGACCUUGUCAUAUCACUAGUCCUGCUACAGAAUUCUAACUGAAGGCCUGAAUUUAAAUGCAGAUUUCCAAUUGAAUUCACGUUGCAAUCAUUGGCAGAGCUUUGCUUUGCUUCCUUAUCAGCCUAAUUAAUAGUUCAGUCAAUAUAUGCUAACAGCAUUCUAUUACAUGUUAUGAAUACCAAGUAAGAUGUAUAAAGCCUACUGAAAUGUUUACAGUUCUGUUGGUGCACUAAAGGUAUUUGACUGGUUUGGGCAAUACUGUCACAGUUUAAACUAGCUUUCCCAAUGAACAUAUUAUACUCUAGGUUGCUUUUUGAAUUGCUGGUAGGUAUAUAUGGUGGCUAUGAUGCAGACAAAAGUGUAAAAACAGGUUGUCUCGUUAUAAAUGUAAUGUGAUUUACAGUUGAUUUCCUCUGAGAUGAGGAAUAAACAGAUCAGACAGUUACAGAAUUUGACCAGUGCUAACUAAUAUCUGAUUUCAAAGUAUAGGAAAAAAACUAAGAAUGCAUAGAAUGUACUUUUUUUUUUUUUAGAAACUGAAUUUUAAAAUACUGACAUUACUGAAAUGUUUUAAUGACCUUAACAAAAAUGUCUUGCAUAUUCUGAAUAAAUCAUGAUGCUGAA
Dermochelys coriacea (leatherback sea turtle) is the source of this 4258-nucleotide messenger RNA. It is a transcript of the gene SPRTN, whose product is annotated as SprT-like N-terminal domain. The record is from RefSeq and is a predicted model, not a curated record. Gene Ontology annotation, biological process: DNA repair. Gene Ontology annotation, molecular function: single-stranded DNA binding; polyubiquitin modification-dependent protein binding; metalloendopeptidase activity. The transcript is spliced from 5 exons. Gene Ontology annotation, cellular component: nucleus. The coding region runs from base 866 to 2077 and encodes 403 amino acids. Lineage: Eukaryota; Metazoa; Chordata; Testudines; Dermochelyidae.